Molecule: messenger RNA, 2380 nt
Organism: Osmerus eperlanus (European smelt)
Lineage: Eukaryota; Metazoa; Chordata; Actinopteri; Osmeriformes; Osmeridae
Product: limb region 1 homolog-like protein
Exons: 17
Coding region: 184-1665 (493 amino acids)
Biological process (GO): receptor-mediated endocytosis; signal transduction
Cellular component (GO): plasma membrane
Molecular function (GO): transmembrane signaling receptor activity
Source: RefSeq, a predicted model, not a curated record
UACAGUUACCUCUAGGACUGCAUUGCUCCGCACACGACUCAGUCAUUGAACAACAUAAGCAACGACGACAAUACAUAUUGCGCUAACCAAAACAGCAGUGCCUGACGGGCGACCUGCAACAGCCUACUUUGACUGUAGCAUAAUCAGAGUUUAGCCAAAAUUUAGCGAUAUGGUUGUCAGAGGAUGGAAGCACCAGACGAAGUGUCCGUUCGGGAACAGAUUUUCCACGACCGAGUCAGAGAGACCAUAAUAUGUGUCCUGUUUUUCGUUUGUCUUUAUUUUGUGUCCUACCUGGUCAUCACUUACUACAAGAAAAAUUCAGAGUUUCCGAUUGAUGACAGUGAAGAUGCCACAGUCAACAGAAUUGCUUUGUGGCUCUGUACUUUCUCUCUAUCUGUUUCGAUGUGUGCUGUCCUCUUGCUGCCUCUCUCUAUUUUGUCCAACGAGGUCCUUCUCUCCUUUCCACAAAGCUACUACAUGCAGUGGCUCAACGGAUCCCUUAUACACGGACUGUGGAACGUAGUGUUCCUCUUUUUCAACCUCUCUCUAGUCAUCCUCCUGCCCUUUACAUACUUUUUCACAGAAUCUGAGGGCUUUGCAGGCUCAAAGAAGGGUGUGAUGGCUCGUGUUUAUGAGACUGCAGUCGUCCUCCUGCUCCUCACCCUGCUGGUUCUAGGUAUGGUGUGGGUGGCAUCUGCCCUUCUGCAAGACAACAACAUGGCCAGAAAAGGUCUCUAUGAUCUGUGGGAGUACUACCUUCCCUACCUCUACUCCUGUAUUUCUCUGUUUGGGGUCCUGCUUCUCCUGCUAUGUACACCUCUAGGACUUUCUCGUAUGUUCAGUAUCACAGGGAGCCUACUCGUCAAACCACGGCUGUUGGAGGAUGUGGACGAGACCAUGAGCUGUGCUGUGUUCGAAGAGGCCUCCCUCUCUAAAAAACUUAGAAAUGGGACUUCCUGUUGGAUGAAUGUGAACAUGGAGGCCCUGAGGAACCAAUAUCUCUCCACUCAGGCCAACCGAAUAGCUUUGGAAAUGCGAAGGAGAGCUUCACCAUGGCAGCGUAACCUUGGAUAUCCAUUAGCCAUGCUGCUGCUGGUGGCUCUAACAGUGGUGUCCGUUCUCAUUGUGUGUUUCCAUGUUGUUGAGCUGAUGUUUGAUGAGACAGCUGUGCCUCGUGGGAUGAAGAGCCCUCUUCUAGGUGCUGCCUCAUUCUCUAUAUUUGGUUCAUUGGGGGCAGCUAUGCAAGUCAUACUUAUCCUGUACCUGAUGAUCUCCUCUGUGCUCGGAUUCUACAGCUUACCUCUUUUUGCCAAAUUGCGUCCUCAUAAACAGGAUACCUCUCUGACACAGGUCAUUGGGAACUGUGUGUCUCUGCUAGUGCUCAGCUCAGCUCUGCCUGUAUUCUCCAGGACUCUGGGGAUCACCCGAUUUGAUCUGCUGGGUGAUUUUGGACGGUACAACUGGCUUGGGAAUUUCCACAUUGUGUUCCUGUACAACAUUCUGUUUGCUGGGCUGACCUCUGCCUGUCUCAUCAACACACUGACUUGGACUGUGCAGAGAGAACUGAUACGAGCGUUUGGUCUACAUAAACUGCCAAAGACUGUGUCCCGUUCAACUGUCCCACUCAGGCUCCUAUUAGCAAAUGGACUCUCAAAGAUUCAUUGACUUUUUAAUUAGACAAUAUGUGUGCUACUGCUUACUAAAGCAUGUCCUAAAAACAGGACACUAGUGUAUUGGAGGAUGAGUGGUCAGAGCUGAAAUGAAAAAUGUUCAAUAAUUUCACUCUUCUAUUUCCCUUGUCAUGAGGUUCACCUAUAUAAGUAGCCAUAUAUUGUACUUAAUUCUGUCAUCAGUUCAUUCAAUAAUUAUUCUUUUUUUUCUUUUGCUAACUUUUAGCACUACAAAAUCGUACCUACCUAAUUUUACUGUAAACAAGGUGGACAUAAAUAAAUGCCUUGGAUUUAUGACCAAGUGAAACUGUGAUUAGUUUACAAUAUGUACUAUGUUCCUAUCUGUGUAUGUGUGUACAAUAUGUAUAUGUGUUUAUGUGCCUAUGUAUUUUAAUUUUAUAUACAGUAUAUAUUUUUUCACAUACAGGUAGCUAAAUGAUUCACUUAAUUGGAAGACAUGUUUUUUUUACAAGCACAUUCUUCUUAAUUUAGUCUGUUCAUAUAUCUUGACUUCCAGAGAAUGUUCUAAUUAACUGAAACUCCUCACAUACCAAUGUCGAAUGUGUUGUCAUUUUAAAACUGUACAUGCCUAAGCUGUAAACAAUUGUACUUGCUCUGUAGCCUAGCUGAUUUAAAAAAAAAAAUGUAUUACACAAUAAGUACAUGUUAAUGUACUCAGUUUAAACAAUGAAUAAAGGGUGUCAAGGCUA